Messenger RNA from Theobroma cacao (cacao), 1412 nucleotides. RefSeq names its product integral membrane protein (Protein of unknown function DUF92, transmembrane). Gene Ontology annotation, cellular component: chloroplast inner membrane. NCBI's taxonomy places the organism in Eukaryota, Viridiplantae, Streptophyta, Magnoliopsida, Malvales, Malvaceae. The record is from RefSeq and is a predicted model, not a curated record.
UUCUCGUCAAUGCUUCUUCUUUACUCAGAAACAGCUCAUAGGAAUGGCAUGGUCAACUACUCUGCUUCACCUUCACUUCAAAUUCCCUCCGGUUUCUUUUCACCAAUUGCCACAUUCCCUCCCCAAAAAAUCCCUAAUCUUCCUAAACCCUAACCCUAUAAUUGCCAAUUCCAAACCGGCCAAAAUGCAAUUCCUUCACAGACCCAACGCGUUUCCAGGCCACGGCGCAGUAUCAAGAGCCAUGGACAUCAUCCAAUCCUCGCCGCCCACGUGGCUAUCGGCCUUCCUCAGCAACCUCGUGAUCUUCGUCGUCGGAACCCCACUUUUAGUAGCGGGGCUAUCUCUCUCCGGAAUUUGCGCUGCCUUCUUGCUUGGCACUCUCACUUGGCGCGCUUUUGGGUCUUCUGGGUUCCUCCUCGUUGCUUCUUACUUCGUUAUUGGCACAGCAGUUACAAAAGUCAAAAUGGCUCAAAAAGAAGCUCAAGGGGUUGCUGAGAAGAGGAAAGGAAGAAGGGGACCCGGGAGUGUAAUUGGGUCAAGUGCUGCUGGUUGUGUAUGUGCUUUUCUCACUAUAUAUGGAGUUGGCGGAGAGGCAUUUAUUCGGCUUUGGCGACUUGGUUUUGUCGCUAGUUUCUGUACUAAGUUGAGCGAUACGGUCUCAAGUGAGAUUGGGAAAGCAUAUGGCAAAACGACGUACCUAGUCACAAACUUUAAGAUUGUUCCUAGGGGAACGGAAGGGGCUGUCAGUGUUGAAGGAACCUUUGCUGGACUUUUAGCAUCGAUACUUCUUGCCUUUAUUGGUUGUCUCUUGGGUGAGAUAAAUGUACCUGAGGUGGUGAUAUGCGUAGUAGCUUCCCAGAUUGCUAAUCUUGGUGAGAGCAUAAUUGGUGCUGAAUUCCAAGGGAAGGAAGGAUUUCGAUGGCUGAACAAUGAUGCUGUUAAUGUCAUCAACAUAUCCAUAGGCAGCAUUUUGGCCGUCUUAAUCCAACAAAUACUCCAAAAUUGGUGUAUGUAAGUUCACCAGAUCCUCUCUCUGGAGCUCAGGUAAUCUAAUGCAGCAUUCAUCCAUACUGCUAUCAACAUCUGGCAAUGUGAAAAAAAAAUGAAAAAUAAAAGGAAAUCUUCAGUGCCAUACAGGAGAUGAGUACAAGGGGCAAUGAUAGCAAUGAUUUGGUUAUGUGCAGUUAAGCUUGCAACUAACCACAAAAGAUUGUCAAUGAUGUGGAGCAUCAUUCCCAAAAUCAAGUGUUCCACUCUAUAUUUGAAGCUUCAUAAUGCAUAUCUCUUAUAUACUUACGAUAUUCAACAAUGUAUUCUUUUACAUUAAUCUCCAACCAGAAAUCAAAUUAGAUGUUGUUAUACACAUACAGUGAUCUUAUUGCAUUUUCAAUUUCGAAGAUAACCUUUGGAAA